AGCUCAUUGUCUCCCGCCGAGACGAUCUUCGGCGGCUGGCGGCGAAAGCCUGGUUGGGAGCAGCUUGGCUAGUAUUCAUUGACAACGCCGGCGAGGAGGGAGGGGCACAAACGUUAGCUUCUGUGGCCGUCACGUUGCCAAGAAAGCACCCUUGAGACGCAUUUCAGAAAUGGCAGAGGCACAUCAGGCUGUGGCGUUCCAGUUCACCAUAACACCAGAGGGCAUCGACCUGCAGCUUUCCUAUCAGGCCCUCAACCAGAUCUACCUGUCAGGAGUACGAUCGUGGAAAAAGCGUGUCAGCCGCAUGAGGAACCGGGUGAUCAAGGGAGUUUACCCAGCCAGCCCUUCAUCCUGGCUUUUUGUCGUCAUCGCCAUCCUGGCCACAAUGUACAUGCGCUCUGAUCCCAGCAUGGGGCUCAUUGCCAAGAUACAGCAACACCUUCCCCUCAGCCUGCAUGUGUCUCUCAGCGCCCAAGGUCAGACGAUGCUGUCUGCACUGGUCUUCAGCACACUGCUGUGGCUCUCCCUCAUCCUCGCUCUCAGGUUCUGUCUCAAGCUGCUUCUCUCCUACCACCAAUGGAUGUUUGAGCAGCACGGUCGCGUUUCCAACACGACUAAAAUCUGGGUGACUCUCCUGAGGCUCUUAUCAAGCAGGAAGCCUCUACUAUACAGCUAUCAAACGUCCCUACCUCAUCUGCCAGUUCCUGCCAUAAAGGACACACUGAGCAGGUACUUGGAGUCGGUGCGCCCUCUGUUGGCUGAUGCAGAUUUUAAACGGAUGACAAAAUUGGCCUCUGAGUUUGAGUGUAACCUGGGGAAUCGCCUGCAGCGCUACCUGAAACUUAAAGCUCUCUGGGCUACUAACUAUGUGAGUGACUGGUGGGAGGAAUACAUUUACCUGCGAAGCCGAGGCCCCAUAAUGGUCAACAGUAACUACUACGGCAUGGACUUCCUGUAUGUGACUCCGACCUCUUGUCAAGCUGCCAGGGCAGGCAACACAAUCACUGCAAUACUCUUGUAUCGCAGGAAAGUCAACAGGGAGGAACUCAAACCGAGCCGUGUUCCUGGUACUGUCAUCCCUUUGUGUGCUGCCCAAUAUGAGAGGAUGUUCAACACAACACGCACUCCAGGAACUGAGACGGAUGUUCUCCAGCACUGGCUGGACAGUGAAUGUGUAGCUGUGUACCACAAGGGACGCUAUUUCCGCUUGUGGGUGUAUCAAGCUGGCCGCCUGCUCUCUCCUCGGGAAAUUGAGUACCAGAUUCAGAAGAUUCUGGAUGACCCUUCACCCCCACAACCUGGAGAGGAAAAACUAGGAGCCCUCACUGCUGGAGACAGGAUUCCUUGGUCUCAGAUUAGGAAGCAAUACUUCAGCACCGGCGUCAACAAGCGGUCGCUGGAUGCCAUCGAGAAGGCAGCCUUCUUCGUAACCCUGGAUGAUGAAGAGCAAGGCAUGAGGGGGGACGACCCGGGAGGAAACUUGGAUCGCUAUGCCAAGUCGCUGCUCCAUGGCAAAUGUUAUGACAGAUGGUAUGAUAAAUCCUUUUCAGUUGUGAUCUACAAGAAUGGAAAGAAUGGACUAAACGCCGAGCACUCCUGGGCUGAUGCACCGACCGUGGCUCAUCUUUGGGAGUACACACUAGCCACAGAUGCUUUCCAUCUGGGAUACACCGAGGAUGGACACUGUAAGGGUGAUGUGGACCGCUCACUACCCCACCCACAGAGGCUCAUCUGGGACAUUUCGCCCGAGGUUCAGGCCCAAGUGUGCAGCUCUCUUGCUGUUGCCCAGGCACUGGCCAAUGAUGUGGACUGCCACGUCUUCCCCUUCAGAGACUUUGGAAAAGGUCACAUUAAGAAGCUUCGGGUCAGCCCUGAUGCAUUCAUCCAGAUCGCUCUACAGCUAGCUUACUACAGGGAUCGUGGAGGUUUCUGUCUGACUUACGAGGCAUCAAUGACCCGUCUCUUCAGGGAAGGACGAACGGAGACUGUGCGGUCCUGCUCCAACGAGAGCAGCGCUUUUGUCAAAGCUUUGGAGAGUGCAGAGCCAGCAGAACACUGUUGCCGGCUCUUUAGACUGGCUUCAGAGAGGCACCAGAAUCUUUAUCGCCUGGCAAUGACCGGAGCAGGAAUUGACCGACACCUCUUCUGCCUGUACGUCGUCUCGAAAUAUUUGGGAGUGGAGUCACCUUUCCUCAAAGAGGUGUUGUCAGAGCCUUGGCGUCUCUCCACCAGUCAGACCCCAGUUCAGCAGAUGGAGCUGUUCGACCUGAAGAACUACCCCGAAUUUGUAUCGCUUGGCGGCGGCUUCGGACCUGUUGCGGAUGAUGGUUACGGCGUUUCUUAUAUCAUCGUGGGUGAGGAUAUGAUCAACUUCCAUGUGUCGUCCAAGUACUCCUGCUCUGAGACUGACUCCCACAGGUUUGGAGCUCAGAUAAACACAGCUCUCCAAGAUACCAUGGCUCUCCUUUCUGCUGACACCAAAACUCCUCCAUCGUCCAAAGCCACAGCCGAGCCUCAGCCCAAGAAGAUGCGCUGAAGACUGUUGAGUGUGGGUGAAUAUCCUCAAAAGAUACAAAGUGAAACUAAGAUCGGCGUGUACGGCUCAAAACGUCCAUCUUUGUUCAUGCUCCUUCCAAUUUUAGCGCAAAAGGAGCAAAAGGAUAAUUUCACCACCACAACAAAUAACAUUGUAUGACCUCACGAAGUAGUGUCAGUCCAAACUGACUUCAGCUAAAGGUAAAACGUUUGUUUGCACUAGAAUGCAGGGACGACAAAGUGAAACUAAAAGUAGUCUAGAAUUAUUCAUUAUAAUGAUUCCUAAUUACAGUAAAUGAGGGAGAACAGCAGCCUUACAUUUGAGUGUUCUGUGCAAGCUGGAUGAUUUUAUCUCGGUGCCUUUUAAUAAGGGACUACACAUGUUUGCUUUCACUUUAAAGGACUGACAUAAUCAAUCACUUUAAACGGAGAACAAAUGGAAGAAUUGUUGAAGGACAGAAAAGCCAGCACCAGUACAAGAAAGUCUUAAAAUCCUUUGUCAGCAUUUAGUUUAGCACACGUGUGCCUGUAUUAGUCAGUAAUGCAAUGCAGUUUUAAUCAAUGCAAUUCUUCAAGAAAACAUUUUUUUUGUUGUUUUUGUUUUGUUUUUUUUUACUUGUAUUUGUUUGAAUGUAUGACACAUUGCUGCUUUUAGCCUGUGCAGGGAUGUAGAAGUGCAUGUGUCAACUCAUCACUCUACUUAUUUCCUCAUGGUACGGUAAACAGUCACCAUGGCUUUGAUCAAAAGUGUUUUUUAUAAGAUCCUAUUCCCAGCUUUUAUACUUUUCUUGGUCAAGAAUGAUGGAAAUAGUUUGUUGGUACAGUGGAACCAUUUUUGUUCCACUGUUUUGUUUUGUUUUUCCCCCAUAGGAAAUCAUGUAAAUCCACUUCCAGACACCAAAAAAUAAGUUUUGUCAAGAAUACUUAGUUUUACAUGCAGAAAACUGUGCAAAAAUAAUUAAAAAUGACAAAUGAAAUUGAUGAAUGGACAUCAUUUUAACUUUAUCGAAGACUGCUGGCGAGGAACACACUUUGCUUUUUCGAAUUAAAUCGUGUCUCUUACCUGCUUUAUCAAAGUGGUGGCACUCGCAACUGUCUUUGGCCCCAUGGUGGCUUAUUUUGCAGUUGCACUCAAUUUAAAAGAAACAAACAACUGAGUUGUCAGCAAACCGACUACAUUGUUUCGCGCAAUGCCUGCUUUAUAUACGAAUACGGGGGCGAAAACUGAAUCACGCAAAAAGUAGGUUGUACGAAAACAGUGGUAGUGCUGUAUUUGUGAAAGAAAAAGUUGACAUAAAGUUUUUCUUUUUUUAACUUUUUUUUUUGUUGUACUUUUUAAAACCAGCGGAUCCCAGCACAGCUUUGUCGCAUUUGUGUUGCUAUGGUAACUGUGAUGUUUGUAUCAUCAUACACAUGCUUUAUAACCAUUUUCGGCCCCAGCUCGUCUUUUAUUGGCCCUGAUGAGCAUAUUGUAAAAAAAAUUGCAGUCAUUUUAUACUGUAUACUAUUAGAUAUUACACUUAUUUACUUUGUCACCUAUAACGCUUCAAGAUUUCGAUGUUUUGUUCAGAUAGCUUGGCGCAUAUUGACCUACACUGAAUUGGUUUUAGCAUCUUUGAUGCACCAAAUGUAUCCCGCGUCCCUUGGAUGUGGCUCUAAAUUUUGGACCCCGUAAGAACGUGGGCUACAAGCUCAAAUAAACCAAUCUUAAGAAAAGCCAAGACAAUUCAAACAACGAGCACUUAAAUGGGGGAAAUGUUGAACGCAACAACCAGUCCGAGACCAGCGCCUGUCAUGAGUAACUGCGUAAAACAAAACACGAAUGCGACGGUACAAGUAUCACUCCUCUACCUGCAGGACUCGCUGAACAAGCAGCUUAUCCACAUCUGAAUAAUAUCCACAUCGACAGUAAGCAUCAAAGUCAGUUUUACAUUAGCAAACAUUGAUUUUUACUUUAACGCCUUAACCUUCCUCCAUUUAACAGUUAAAACUCGAGUAUUUCUUUUCUUAGGGGGGUUAAAAGUUUAUUUUUUGGGGAGAUGAAUAAUAAUGGUUAAUGUUGUGUUUUUCUUUGGUUACUUUUGAAUGGAUCUGUGUGUGUUUUAGCUUGAAAUAAUUGGUAAAUAAUGCACCACGUUCUGUGAUGUUACACUCCCAAGAAACAUUGUUUGCUCACCUGAUUUCAUGCUGUUUAGAUGUAAACCAAUUUUUAACAUAUGGUGAUGGCAUUUUGGAUGGAAUAAAAUAGUCCCUGACCUUGCUGUGAA
This is a messenger RNA of Dunckerocampus dactyliophorus (ringed pipefish), 4802 nucleotides long. It is a transcript of the gene cpt1a2b, whose product is annotated as carnitine palmitoyltransferase 1A2b. The coding region runs from base 170 to 2536 and encodes 788 amino acids. Lineage: Eukaryota; Metazoa; Chordata; Actinopteri; Syngnathiformes; Syngnathidae. The transcript has 19 exons. Gene Ontology annotation, biological process: fatty acid metabolic process; carnitine metabolic process. Gene Ontology annotation, molecular function: carnitine O-palmitoyltransferase activity. Gene Ontology annotation, cellular component: mitochondrion. The record is from RefSeq and is a predicted model, not a curated record.